GGGAACCUGAGCCUUCUCUCCCUUUUGCACUCCACUGCUUUGGAUCCUCGCUCUGAACUUGCCGGCCCAACAUAAGUACGCGCUUACAAAAUGGCAACAUCCGAGGCCACCGUGCCUGUAGAGGAAGCUCCGCACUCUACAGUUCAAUCAAUCAGCGCCGAUGAGAUUGCCCUGUAUGACCGACAGAUCCGCCUCUGGGGUGUCAAGGCGCAGGAAAAAAUACGAUCGGCCAACAUCCUUCUCAUUACUGUGAAAGCGCUAGCCAACGAGGUGGCUAAGAACCUUGUGCUGGCUGGUAUUGGGUCUCUUACCAUCAUUGAUCACGAAGUCGUCACAGAAGAAGACCUCGGUGCCCAGUUCUUCGUAUCACAGGAGCAUAUCGGCCAAAAUCGCGCCAGAGCUGCCGGUCCUCAAAUCCAUGCCAUGAACCCCAGAGUGCAGCUACAUAUUGACACCGACAAUGUCCGCACGAAGCCCCCGGAGUUCUUUGCAGGUUUCGACGUGACAAUUGCGACGGAGCUCGAUUUUGCUACACUUACCACUAUCAAUGCAUCAUGCCGGAUCGCAAACCGUCCCUUCUAUGCGGCAGGUCUGCAUGGUUUCUACGGGUUUGUUUUCGCCGAUCUCAUCAUGCACGACUUCGUCAUCGAGCGCUCGAAGUCGAACGUCCAGUCGGUUCCGCAGGAGACACCUACGCGCAGCAUCCUAAACAUCACGACGAAGAAGGAGAAUGACAAGAUCAUCGAGAUGGUGACCAAAAGGGAGAUCUAUUCGCCGCUGCUUCUGGCCAAUACUUCGCCCCUCCCGGAGGAAUAUACCCGGAUUCCUCGCAAGCGGAGACAGGUGACGCCCUUGCUGACAAGCUUACGAGCGCUGUGGGAGUUUCAGAAGCUCUCAGGCGGUCCCCUGCCGACCUUUUCCCGCGCAGAUCUAGAACUAUUUACAAAACUGGCCAAUGAGCGUCAUCAGGAACUGAAGCUCGAUCCAAGCACGUUGACCUCCGAGUUCCUGCGCAGUUUUCUACAGAACCUUGGAAGUGAGCUCAGUCCGGUCGCUGCGUUCCUGGGUGGCAGCCUUGCGCAGGAUGUAAUCAAUGUCCUCAGCGCAAGAGAACAGCCUCUGCAGAAUCUUCUGCUUUUCGACGGCGAGAGAAAUGUGGCUCCAAUCUACCCUCUGCACCCUUUCUUCCCUCCUGAAACCGCACUUCCUAUGGGCAUGCCGGCUCCAAAUUCGGUUAUGACUGGAGGCAUUACUGCAAAUGCCCCUUGAGGCAGCGCAGGCCAGGAUAAGGAGAAUCUACGCACCUAUCGAUAUUUCUUUCUCUUGGACCACACGAGGCAAGAUCAGCCGUCCCAAUCUGGUUGAUACCCUACUUUCUUACCUCCACCCCCUUGAAAACCCUUCAAAACCCUUCACAUUAAUGUAAUCACGAGCGUUAGUCAUGUACUGUACAAUACGGAAAGGAACGGAAAGGAAAGGCGAGAAAUGGAGAGGAAGCCAUAUACGAAUUUCAUUUCAAACCAAGGAUCUACCACAAUCCAAGUUACUUCCAAAUUUCAAAUUGUAGCAUUCUUCGAAAUUCUUAGUCGCUUUU
This is a messenger RNA of Paecilomyces variotii, 1594 nucleotides long. RefSeq lists its product as hypothetical. Lineage: Eukaryota; Fungi; Ascomycota; Eurotiomycetes; Eurotiales; Thermoascaceae. Gene Ontology annotation, molecular function: SUMO activating enzyme activity. Gene Ontology annotation, cellular component: cytoplasm; SUMO activating enzyme complex. The record is from RefSeq and is a predicted model, not a curated record. The coding region runs from base 91 to 1269 and encodes 392 amino acids. Gene Ontology annotation, biological process: protein sumoylation. The transcript has 4 exons.